UCGCCAUUAUGAUUUCAGAUUACAUUCUGGACACCAUUUAAUUUUUUUUAUUGACUCCUGACCUCCAUAAAUAAUAAAGUGACAUCCUGUUCUUUUUCCAACAACCCCUCCAUUCCCAAAGAGCUCUCUUUCCUCAUUCAGAAAAGAAAACCAAAGAUCACCGCAAUAAUUACAAAAUACAACAAUAUUAAAAAAAACAAAAACAAAACAAACGCUAUUAAAACAUACAGUAUUUACAGGAAAUAUCUAUAACGUAACACUAUCAGUGUUCCCUGUUUAUUAUGUUGGACUUAAUUUUACUUAGUUAAGUUUAAGUGUGUAAGUGUGUACAGUACACUCUUUUAUAGUUGGGUCUUUUAAGUUGCUCCGUGUAGUAUAUGUGUUGUUUGUGUGGUUUUUUACUGAUUGUGUGUUUUUGACGCCCCCGAUUGUCCACGACCUUAUUGAUUUUGUAUUUGAGAAUAUGUUUAUGUUGAAUUAAAAAAAAUAAAAACACCAUAAAUAAUAAACCAAAGCGCCUGACAGCCCAAACGCGGGGCAUACAUUUCCGUUGUGUUACACUAAACUCGCCCCCCUUGUGUUUCCGCGGUGCUGGAGACACGCAUGAGUUCCUAGCUGUCACUGGUGAGUUUAUCUGAUUGUACGGCGGCUGUCCCAAUGAAGGUGAACCGCCCCGUGUUUACCUGCCCCACCUGGACCCUCCUGUGUUUUUAACCCACACAUCCCCUCCUCCCCCAGCCCGGAGAGGAAGCACACUCCCCGGCUACAAGGAUGAAGUGGUUUCCUGUGCUCUCCCUUCUCUUUUGGAUAUGUGCCGUCUACAUCACCGGGAUCUACCUGUUUGUGGGUGGCUUCUUGCUGGUGAGGAUGGAGGUGAAUCGGACCAGCAGCUGCCUAGACGCCCUCUAUCCCGGACAGGGACCAGAGAGGGACUUUUGCAGAGGACAGCCACGUUUCCACAAAGCUGUCCUUCUCAUUAUUGAUGCCUUGAAGAUAGAUUUUGCACGAUUUGAUCCCAACAACACAUCACCAAGGCCUUAUGAGAACAAACUGCCAGUGUUGGAGGAGACGGUGUCAGCCAAGCCUUCCCAUAGCCGCUUGUAUCCAUUCCGGGCUGACCCUCCUACUACUACAAUGCAGAGGAUAAAGGGGUUCACUACAGGCUCACUCCCCACGUUUAUAGAUGUAGGAAAUAACUUUGCUUCAAGUGCCAUCCUGGAGGACAAUCUCAUUCAACAACUGGGUCAAGUUGGUAAACGAGUGGUGUUCAUGGGUGAUGACACAUGGGAGAAUCUUUAUCCCAAAAGGUUCCACCGCUCCCUGCCUUUUCCUUCUUUCAACGUGAAGGACCUGCACACUGUGGAUGAUGGGAUUCUGCAGAACAUCUACACAACAUUGGAAGGUGAUGACUGGGAUGUCCUGGUGGCCCAUUUUCUGGGUGUGGAUCACUGUGGUCACCGGUUUGGUCCAGACCACCCAGCUAUGGCCGACAAGCUCACCCAGAUGGAUGGUGUUAUCAGGUCAGUAAUGAGGCGUCUACAGAAUGACACCCUGCUGGUGGUGAUGGGUGACCAUGGGAUGACUGACACUGGGGAUCAUGGAGGAGAGAGUCAGAAAGAGACGGACGCAGCCAUCUUUAUCUACAGCCCGUCCCCUUUGUUUCAACAACCACAAAACCAGCUUGAGCCUGAAGUGGUGCCUCAGACAGACCUGGUCCCGACCCUGGCUCUUCUGUUAGGAAUCCCCAUCCCGUACAGCAGUGUGGGGCAGGUGCUGCUGCCUCUGUUUCCUCCUCAUGGGCAGAGUGCAGUUGGUGCUCUCAGCCAGCAGGAGGCACUGUGGAUCAACGCAAAACAGGUGAAUCGUUUUCUGGAGACCUACUCCAGCAUGGCCAAAGACAUCCCCCCGGAGACCCUGUCCCAGCUGCGGGCCCAGUUCUCCAGUCUCUCCUCUGAGUACAUCACCGCUCACCAGAAGGGCCUCCUCUCCUCCCCACAACUCACCGCAUCUCUCCAAUCCUACCUCACCUCUGUCCGGGACACCUGCCGCGCCACCUGGGCCAAGUUCAACCCUUUCAAAAUGGCCGCCGGUUUGAUAAUUUUAGCCCUGGCCUGCGUUACCUGUCUCCUCCUGUCUGAACUGUCGCUAACACUCAUACGGGAAGACAAUGCGCUUAAAUCUUCAUGUAUUGUUGCAGUGCUAACGGGCAUUUGCGUUGCCAUUGCUCAACUGCUAUCUUGGGGCUACAUGGAAGUUCCAUGGUGCGUAGCCGGCGCCACUCUCACCUCCGAACUUUUGUUUAUCUGGAAAGCUUACAAAACUAGAACGGUUGCCAAAACUGCUUCGAAAAAAUCUGCAAGUUGGUUUUCUGUGACGCAUCUCCUCACCCCAGCUGUAUUUAUUUUGCUGUUACGCUGUGCCUCCCUCCUCUCCGAUAGCUACGUCAUCGCGGAGGGUAGGGUAGUAACCUUUUUAGUAUUUUCUCUCGCCCUAUACAUCCCCGUUCACCUCAACUGGCACGGUUACCUUUUACCCCAAAUCUACGACUCGCCAAAACCUUCCGCCUUGCUGCCGUCUCCACCUCUCCCCUCUUCUGUUGUGAGAAAAGAAGCUAGUACACUAAUGGCCAGCUUAGCGUUGGUCAUUGGCAGCCUAUUUCUCUCUCUGUUCUUCCACGGGUGCAGGGAGGAACAAGGCUCAUGCCAACCCUCGCCAUUCCUCUCCCCUUUAUCGCGAAUGCAAGAUGACAAACUCAAAAACCUCCACUACGUCUUAUCUGUUUCUGCCCUCGCCCUGUAUACGUACUUUCUAAGAAACUGGAUGCGUAACUACGGCAACCUCAAUGCCUCUUGUAUAACAGUUUUCACAGCAAACUGGAUUCUCCCCUUGUCGUCUAUCAGUUUAGGCUUACAUUGGGCUGUCAGCGGCACCCCCGAAGACAGUUUCAAGAAUCUCUCAGAGCUAAUCGGCUUGGCACAGCUUGCAUUACCCAGGGCUGCUUACUGUUUGCUAACCGCGGGCUUGUUCCUUAUCUGGUUAGACCCCCUCACCGUGUUUAUAAAGUCCAAAACAUCAGCUCAAAACAGACUGGCAUCAAGGUUACCUCCCCGUUACAGGGCCAGCAUUGGGAUCAGCCCCCAGGCCGAGCUACAUCACCUGAUACCCCAAAUCUACCAGCAGAUGAGGCAGUCCCUGGAUGAUGGAGAGUUGAGCGGGUAUGGAGAGGAGGACGGUAGGCCCGCUGUGGAGGCUUACGGGCUGGGUACAGUCUACUCGGCCCCCCUGCUACUGUCCUGUGGGAUGCUGGGGUUAGUUUUGUUGUUGCUCCAUCCAGAAGGCAUGGCGCUGGCCUUUCUACUGCUGCUGUUGGAGAUGGGAGCGGUGCUGUACAUUCACGCCUCAUCCAACAAUCUGAGCGGACCGGGGAGGACUGAAGCAGGUGGUUUUAACGUGCCCUGGACUCCGGUGGUGCUGUGGGCUCUGGCUGCUACCCAGUUCUUCCAUGCUACCGGUCACCUGCCCACUUUCCCCUCCAUCCAGUGGGGGGCAGCAUUUGUGGGCUUCCCCGAUGGACACACUGGCACCAUUAUCCCGGCCUCUCUGGUCACUCUCAACACGUUCGCUUCUCACAUCCUCUUAGCAGUCUCUUGCCCGCUCCUGCUCCUCUGGCCUCUGGUGUGUGAGGUGCGCUCCAGCAGAGGGGGCAGGACCUGUGGGGAAGAGGUGGAAGAUGCAGUGAUGGAGAUUCGACUGAGAGAAAGCCCACAGCAGUUCAGCUCGGCUCUGCUGCAGCUGUCUGCGCGCUACCUCUUUGUACAUGGAGCACAGGUGUUUGCAUCGGUGUGUGCAGCUGCUAUCCUCAGGAGACACCUAAUGGUGUGGAAGGUCUUUGCACCCAAGCUAAUGUUCGAAACCUCUGCGUUCAUCGUCACCAGUGUGUCCGUGUUAUUGGGAGUCACAUUUGUGCUCAGAAUAGACUCCGCUGUAACUCGGUGGUUUAAGAGACUGGUCCCUGAUGCUUCUAGGUAGCAUCUGUCCCACUUAUGUGAAAACCAGUGAAAAUAACAUCUCCUGCCAUUAUAGUAUGGAAACGUAUUGGACAAUUCAAAAUGGACACUAACUUUUAUGGUUGAAAAGCGGAUUCAACCGUGGGUAUUUGACAAGGGACAAGAAUGUUUUUAUAACUUUGCAUCAUUUUUAAGAUAUGAUACGAUGUUGGUGCAUGCACUAAAACGCAAAAAGGAAAAUGCACAAAAAUCUUACUUACUUGUUCAGUUGUGAAUAUUGUUUUUAAGCAAAACUGCCAACGAUCUGCCAUUUUUCUGAGCCGUUACUACGCGCUAAACGGUUGCCAUGUUGGGAAAUGACAAAUCAGUAGUGUACGAAGGAGUAACCGUAAGUAACAAAGUGAUUUUGUCAGUGGUAAUGUGAAGUCUAACUACUCAAGCUAAUCUCCUACGAAGUACUGGUGUACAUGAGGGACUGUGUGUACAUUUUGGGAACUCAAGUUUUCUAGGUUUUGUAUCUUUACCAUGGAAUCAUUUUUAUCUUGAAUUAACUUUUGAACCUGUUUUUUGUUCCUAAUUUCAUUUUUUAAAUUGAUGUCAUUUUCUAAUUAAUCAUUUUGGUGGUUUUCUACGUCAGAUUUACAAAGUGUUCAUUUGUCAAACAUUUUAUAAUAGGUUUGGGUUCAUGCUCUGGAAAUUUGUGUCAUGAUUUCAGAUGGAUUAUAGGGGUAUGUAACUUACUACAUUUUUAAGAGAUUCUUGGAUCCACAAACUUGUCAUUUUAUGGCUUCUAAUCCUUUAAACUGACAAUGCAAUUCCUGCUUUGUGACUGAAGAAUGCCACCACAUUCUGAAGCUACAAUGGAUAUUGUUUUUUUUUUUUUGCUGACAGAGACAAUGUUAUGCAGUUUUUUCAUGUGAAUUGACCCCCAGUCCAUAGUUACCGUAUUUUUUGCACUGUAAGUCGCACCGGACUAUAAGUCACACUUCUUAAGGGAAAUUUAUUUUAUAAAAUCAGAGCCCAGGAACUGACAUUUCAUCUUAAAAGGCAAGUUAUAGUGAUAACAGAAUAGAAUAACAGACUGUUAACGUAACAUAUGAACAGCUAUUCAGAUAACUAUAGCAUAAACAACAGAACAAGUUUACCAAACUCUCCAAUCUCACUCCAAAUCACUAAAUCCAUUGAAUUCUUCAUUCCCUGUGUCACUUCUGAGCAACUCCGGGAUCUCCUCUUCUGUGUAACUGUUAUCAGACUCCGCAUCAGUUCCAGUUAGAUUUAUUCCGGUAUUUCUGAACCAUGACAGGAUGGUUUCGGUUGUCACUGAAGUCCAGGCUUUGUUGAUCCAUCCAGUGACUUCCAGGAAAGUUGCAUGGCGCAUCCUCCUGGUUGAAGCUGUGUUCUCCAUCCCUGCUUUUUGCCAGUCCCUCACAAGUUACUUGCUCACUCCAAACUUUCUUUCUGCUGCUCGAUUACAGUUUUUGGCUGCAUAUUUCAUUACUUGCAGCAGGACACAUGCAGGAGACUUUUGCAGUAGGGCACCAAAUGACAAUGGUACAGGAGUAACAGGAGUAGCAGAUACUGACACACAAGCCUAGAGCGCCCUCUCACGGCUGUCAGUGUGAAAAUUUUAAUAUGUAAGUGGCACUGGAGAAUAAGUCGCAGGACCAUUGAAACCAUGAACAAAAGUGUGAUUUAUAGUUCGAAAAAUACGGUACAUGGAUUCAGUUUUGUCAUGUUUUAUUCAUAUUUCAAUACAACGGUCACAAUAUGUAUUUUAAAGCGUUUUACACCUCAGAAAAGCAAAAACAACUAGGCCUGUCAUGAUAAUUACUAUAUUGACUUUUCAUUCAGUAUAUAUUAGGAAGAAUGUUUUUGGGGUCAGUAUUUAUUCGUGUGUACAUUUACUUUGCACUACUGGGAACCUUUUGGUUAUUUUCAGCAAUAUGAUAAGAUUUUAGACAUAAAAGGUUCUCUUCUUUGAUCUUCUAUGAUCCAUUACAGAUGCAAACUAAGUACUAAAAUGUUUCAUUCUGCUGUUUAUUUAUUGCAGCUCAUAGCUUUUUAACAAUAUUGUACAUUUUUUGUGGUUUGAAUCUGCUCUUGGGUUUUUGGUGUUUUUUUUAGUGGCAUAAAUUAGUUUCAAUAUUAUCAUUUAUCGUCUAGAUUUUCUUCCACACUUCAAAAUGUGUUAUUGUGACGGGCCUACAAACAACAAAGACAAACUGGCAAAUUGUUUAAAAUCUUUACUGUGCACAUAAGGAGCUGUAUUUAAUUUUGUAUUUACAACAGGAUGGCACACUUAACCCUUUCCUUGCUGUGCCAAACGGUGCUGGAGGAGAAGUUGAGCUACAUAGAUUUUUUUUUUUUUUUUUUUUUUUUUACAUGUGAAGGUUAUAUUGAAUGAUUCUAUAUUAAAUGCACCUUGUAAAUGCUGAGGGUCCCCUACCUGCCUGUUUCCAUGGAGAUUUUAUUGCUUUGCCUGGAAUAUUUCACAGUAUGGCAUUAAACUUUUAAAUCUUGCACUAGGGUUGCAAGGUUCACCACAAUCAAACCAAAAUCGUAAUUUGAAUGGAUCCAUUUGGCAAAUCACAAAAGCUGCAAUCUCCAAAGUGCCGUAAUUUUCUCCACAAGCAACAAAGUUUGAACAAUUUAGCUCUGUACAAACUUGUUCUGAAAUGUGAUUCUUUUAUUAGUUCGUCAGUUCAUAUUUCAGCCUUUUGUCAAUUCUUCUGGAAACAUUUAAAGGUGCACUGUGUAACUUUUCUUGUAGGUCUGCUAACUGCUUGUCUCCAUGGAGCUGUUAUUGCUUUGCCUGGAAUGUUCCACACUGAAGCAUUAAACUCCUCUGUCUCUAUGAAGAUAAGCAGAAAUGAAACUGGGCCUAGAUACAGUUCAGAUCUAUGGAGAGGUGUUUCAGUGUAUCCAGAAAUGCCUGUUUUUCAUGCUAUUUUAAAGCAAUAAAAACACCUUUAAUGGAAUAAAUGAAAAAAAAAAAAAAAAAACUGUUUAAUGCCAUACUGUGGAACAUUUCAGGCAAAACAUUCACAUCCCCAUGGAGACUAGCAAGUGGUGGAUCCUCUACCAGAAAUGUUACACAGUGCAAUCUGAACUUUGAAAAGUAUUCUAUGAUUAAAACAUAAAUUGCAAGCCUAAUCUCAAAACUAACCACAAUAGCAAGAAAAUUAACAAUUACAGAUCUAUUUUGCAUUCAAUUUUAGGCGUAUUCUUGAAAAAUAAAUAAAUAAAUAAAACAUUUAAAAAAUAAUAUAUCUUCAUGGAGAAAAAAGUUGGCGUACCCUCUACUCUUAAAAGACCGAUUUUACCAUAGCAUUCUGACCUGCCCUUUAAUUAAAUUUCAAACUUUGGUCAUUUCCACAUGAAACAAACUUUUCCCCUCAUUAGUUUAUAUGUUGUAGCUGGACUUUUCUGGCAGCUCUGGUCCCAUACUGCAGUCUCACUCAGCAGAUACGCCUCAUUAGCUAAUGCAUGAAGCGGAAAGGACCGGCGGGAUUCUCAGGUUGAUUUGUGACACUGCUGUCGUGUGCAUUUCUGAUGAAGGUGGUCUGUGGUGGGAGUGGAAGAAUUCAAAGAGUGAUGUAAGCUUUGGUACGGCCUGGCUGCGUUUGAAUGACAGAGCACAUUUCGAUGUCCAAUGAACUACAAUGAUUUUACAUUACUGUCACUGUGUAAUAAAACUUUUGUACGUGAUUUUCUGGUUGUAAAGUCUGUAAAGUAAUUGCUGGGAUUGCAGGGAAACGGGUUG
Molecule: messenger RNA, 7770 nt
Organism: Boleophthalmus pectinirostris (great blue-spotted mudskipper)
Lineage: Eukaryota; Metazoa; Chordata; Actinopteri; Gobiiformes; Gobiidae
Gene: pigo
Product: phosphatidylinositol glycan anchor biosynthesis, class O
Exons: 11
Coding region: 772-4029 (1085 amino acids)
Biological process (GO): GPI anchor biosynthetic process
Cellular component (GO): endoplasmic reticulum membrane
Molecular function (GO): mannose-ethanolamine phosphotransferase activity
Source: RefSeq, a predicted model, not a curated record